CAGGCAGAAGGACCAUGCAGACGACUCAUUUCCACCAUCAUGCCAUUCUCCUUAUCCAUCCUGUCCUAGUUAGAUUCUUUUCCUCUCCAGUUCAGUCCUGUUAAGAGAGUGCAGAGGAAGAUGAAGCUGAAACUCCUCUGUCUGUGUACUGUUGUGCUCUUAACCCUGCUUGAAUGGCCGGACCUGAGCCAAGGAGCUGCAGCACGUAACUGCACAGUUAAACCAGGAAUCUGUCCUCGGAGGAAGUGGGGAUCUGGUAUGUGUGCAGAAUACUGCACUAAAGACCGUGACUGUCCCAAUGAGGAGAAAUGCUGCCAUAAUGGCUGUGGGCACGAGUGCAUCACCCCUUAUACAGUGAAGCCUGGUCGCUGCCCCAUGCCUAAGGGGACCCCGAUGUGUGCGGAGUAUUGCUAUCAUGAUGGUGAGUGUCCUGGAGAGCAGAAGUGCUGCAGGACUACAUGUGGCCAUGCUUGCAGUGAACCCUGCUAAUUAGAUUUGGUAAAUGGACAGACAUCAAGACCAAUAGAGAGCAAGCAUCUUCUGAGAGAUCAACCUUUCUAAGUACAGCUGAAACAUCCCUCUACCCUACCUUAUCCCUCAGAAAAACUUGAUUGGUGACUAAAACUGACUAAACUUUGUAGGAUCUCCAAGAAGUGGCUUAAUGACCAUGUACACUAUUGCUCGUAGUUUUAGUUAAUGAGAUUAUGGGAGAAAAAUAUCUAUUCUGAACUGUUCAUAUAACUAUACCAUUUUUAUCCUGACAGAGAGACAUGUACCCAUGAAUUCAAUGGACUAUGUUUCUCCCUUGACUUUAUUUUAUUUUUUUGUAACGUCAUUAUUAAAAACCCAUUGUAUCUUUUGGUA
Hemibagrus wyckioides is the source of this 864-nucleotide messenger RNA. RefSeq names its product WAP four-disulfide core domain 2 (gene wfdc2). The transcript has 3 exons. The record is from RefSeq and is a predicted model, not a curated record. Gene Ontology annotation, molecular function: peptidase inhibitor activity. Gene Ontology annotation, biological process: antibacterial humoral response; innate immune response. The coding region runs from base 121 to 489 and encodes 122 amino acids. Gene Ontology annotation, cellular component: extracellular region. NCBI's taxonomy places the organism in Eukaryota, Metazoa, Chordata, Actinopteri, Siluriformes, Bagridae.